Molecule: messenger RNA, 2043 nt
Organism: Salvia miltiorrhiza (redroot sage)
Lineage: Eukaryota; Viridiplantae; Streptophyta; Magnoliopsida; Lamiales; Lamiaceae
Product: elongation factor Ts, mitochondrial-like
Exons: 9
Coding region: 539-1735 (398 amino acids)
Biological process (GO): mitochondrial translational elongation
Cellular component (GO): mitochondrial matrix
Molecular function (GO): translation elongation factor activity; protein binding
Source: RefSeq, a predicted model, not a curated record
CAAAAUCUGAAUUUUUAUGCUCUGAAUUUCAUCGAAUUUGACAAAAUCUGAAUUUUUAUGCUCUGAAUUUCAUCGAAUUUUUAUGCUUGUGAAUGUCUGAGUUUGUAAUUAAAUCUACUCUCAGUACUUACCACAAAAAAAUUCCCCUAAAUUUAGGUUUACCCUUAUAUAUUUUAUGAUAAAAUCUUAAAAUUCCCCUAAAUUUAGGUUUCGACAAAAUUACCCUUAUAUAUUUAUGAUAAAAUCUUUCUUAAAGGUUAACAUUGUAUAUUAAAGGCAUUUCCUUUUUAUGCAAUAAUUUUUUUUGACAAGAUAUACGCACUAUGUAAUAAAUAUAUUAUAUAUUUAUAUUUAUAUUUUAUUUGAGAAUUUAAUAAAAUUAAUUAAACUCACACACUCUCUCUCUCACUAUCGUCCCUUUCUCUCACAGCUUUAUUAAUUAAACCCUCAAACCCAGGCGCUGAGAACCCAAAUUUUCAGUUUUCAUUGCAGCAGGGCUUCGGCGCGAGGUUUUGACUGUUAAUCCUUUAUAAUUGAGAUGGGCUUGACACGGGGCAUGAAGCGUCCGGUUGAAAUUCUAUACAAAAGACUGAGUAGUCCGGUCAAUCACAGUCAUGGUUCUGCUUUUGCGCACAACAAAGGAGCGUUAUUUACUAUGCUCUCGGAGAGAAAUGCAGCUGGAGUUCCAAACUAUUCCAAAUGUAUCAAUGGCUUUGGAAUACACUUCACUCGGAAUUACUCAUCCGAAGUAUCUUCAUCUGAACAAGUUAAUCUCAUAAAACAACUGAGGGAGAGAACAAGUGCUCCAAUAAAGGAAGUGAAAUCCGCUCUUGUUGCUUGCGACUGGGAUAUUGAGGCUGCACAGAAGGAGUUAAGGAAAAGAGGUGUUGCACUUGCAUCAAAGAAAUCUUCUCGAACUGCUGCCGAGGGUUUUCUUGCAUUGGCUCAGGAUGAGAAGAAGGCGGUACUUGUUGAACUCAACUGUGAAACUGACUUUGUCGCUAGGAAUGAAAUAUUUCAGCAUUUGGCCUUAUGCUUGGCAAAGUCUGCGUUAGUGCUCGAAGGUUCUCCACAAGCAUCAGCAACUAUUCCAGUCAGUCCUGAGUCUCUGGAGGAUUUAAAGAUAAACUUUGACCAUCCUAAGUUAACUGGAGAGAAAACAGUUCAAAAUGCAAUUACUGAGGUGGCUGUAAUGACGGGCGAGAAUGUAAAACUUGGAGGGGGUUUUGCAAUAUCUGUACCUUCAUAUGGUGUUGUGUCUACGUAUCUUCAUACAAGUCCCAUGCCAGGUAUAGGACGCAUUGCUGGACUUUUAUCUCUUGAGGUAGAGGAUAAGGAUGCUCCUUUGGAUGCUGUUCAGCGCGUUGGAUCACAAAUAGCAAUGCAUUUGGUUGCUGCGAAACCAUUGUUCCUGACGAAGGAAGAUGUUUCUUCUGAUGCACUUGGCAAUGAACGUGAUAUUCUUAGGUCUCAGGCAGAAAAAACGGGGAAGUCUCAGAUGGCUAUAGAUAAAAUGGUUGAAGGUCGACUAAGAAAGUAUUUUGAGGAAGUAGUUCUCUUGGAGCAGAAGUUUAUCGUGGAUGAUUCAGUAAACAUAACAAAAGUGCUGGAGAAUCUGUCGAAGGAAGUUGGAUCCACCGUGAAGAUCGGGAACUUUCUCAGAGUUGAAGUUGGUGAAGGGGUUAAGAGGCUCGAAGCUGCCGGUGCAACAGAACCUCUGUCUCAGACUGCUUAAAGACGGGAGCGCAAACCCGUCCGUGUUAACAUCACAGAGAUCGGGGCGAAUAGCUUUCUAUAACAUUGAGAAUAUUAGGACCUUUAUGCAUAACGCCUGAAGGAUUUCAAGGUGAUUUUUGAGGUGUCACUGUAUUUUUGCACAUUUCUCAACUUUGAUAAAUUUUGCUAAAUAUCUAGGAGAUAGUUAGAACUAGAAUAAUCACCAUUUUCCAUUUGCAUUUUCAUCUUGCAAUCAAGCAUUAUGGCAUGUCCUAGGUGAACUACAUGAUUUAUGAUCCAAUAACAUGUUUUAUUAUGUCCAUAAAA